AUGUCUAGCAACCCCCACGAUUACGUCGACCCUCAUCGUCAGGGCCAAUAUCCUCCUCCACCCCAGUGGUCCCAACCAGAAGACCAUCCGUCUGCUGCUACUGCUGCGGCUCACUAUUCCCCAGCUUCGCAGUAUCCUUACCCCACGGCUUCAUAUCCUCCUCCCACCGCAGACCACCAAUAUCCUCCACCUCCGCCUGGCCAGUAUCCUCCGCCGACCAGUAUGGCUGCCACUUAUCCGCAUAUCCCGGGUCCUCCCCAGGACCCAUAUCGUUUGCCUCCUCCCCCGGGUACCUACCGUCCCGAUAUCUACGCUCAGCAACCCCCUCCGCCUCCCCCCCAAGUCGUCUACCAAGCUGCUGCCCCUCGUCAGCGUACAGCUAUCGCCUGUCGCUACUGCCGGAGACGGAAGAUUCGUUGCUCUGGGUUUGAGAGUUCGCAAGAUGGCCGCUGCAGCAACUGUAUCCGCUUCAACCAGGAGUGCAUGUUCACACCCGUUUCUUCCCAGGCGCAAGCCUUCGUUCCGGCCCAUGCCGCCUACCCUCACCUGCGAAAUGCGCAGAGCCAGGGCCGUCCUGGUGGUGUGAUGCUCUACGGUGCUCAUGGUCAACCCCUACCACCGCAACAACAGCCGGGUCCUGAUCUCCCACCGCCACAGGGAAUGUAUCAUCAACCUUAUGCUGCAGCUCCGCCGCCCCUUGCGUCGUCCAUGCCCCCAGACCAGCGACCGGGUGGUCGACGUGGCUCUGCAUCGGGCUUCGAAUAUCCGGAUCCUACCAACCUGGCCCCUGUCACUCCGGCGACCUCCACCCCUGGAUAUCAGACGCACACGGCCCCGAGUCCCUACUAUCCGCCACCACCACCGCAUGACCGACGCCCCUCACCGCAGUCCGCAUAUCCCUACGAUAGCCGCCACUCCUCCUCGCCGCACACCUCCCCUUACCCGCCAAUGGCCCCUCAGGGCGCUAUGACGCCUCCACCUACUUCCACGCCAACCUCGUCGCGGGGUGGUGGCCUGAACGUUCGUGAUAUGCUUAAUCCCAAUGACAACCCCGGCCGGUCCAGCACGGACAGCGACAUGCUCAAUGCUCUCAACCGCCGUGGCUUAAGCCAAUAG
This is a messenger RNA of Aspergillus chevalieri, 1116 nucleotides long. RefSeq names its product Zn(II)2Cys6 transcription factor domain-containing protein. Bases 1 to 1116 code for a protein of 371 amino acids. The record is from RefSeq and is a predicted model, not a curated record. Gene Ontology annotation, molecular function: DNA-binding transcription factor activity, RNA polymerase II-specific; zinc ion binding. The transcript is spliced from 4 exons. Lineage: Eukaryota; Fungi; Ascomycota; Eurotiomycetes; Eurotiales; Aspergillaceae. Gene Ontology annotation, biological process: regulation of DNA-templated transcription.